Messenger RNA from Carlito syrichta (Philippine tarsier), 1117 nucleotides. RefSeq names its product regulator of microtubule dynamics 1 (gene RMDN1). The record is from RefSeq and is a predicted model, not a curated record. Gene Ontology annotation, cellular component: spindle microtubule; cytoplasm; mitotic spindle pole. Lineage: Eukaryota; Metazoa; Chordata; Mammalia; Primates; Tarsiidae. The transcript has 10 exons. Gene Ontology annotation, molecular function: microtubule binding. Bases 67 to 1035 code for a protein of 322 amino acids.
CUUUUGGCCCAGCUCGCCACUCGGGAGACUCGAAGGCGUGAAGGGUCAGCGGGCGAGUUGUAGGUCAUGGCGGUGGCUGCUCGGCUGUGGCGCUUCCUCCCCUUGGGACGGGGGCUCGGCUCCUGGCGGGAACUUCCGGCAGCCGCGGGCAUUGCGGCCCCUGGCGACUCCGCGGCUCUGAGGUACCCCCGCCGUCCAGCUCUCGCUGCUCCCUACCGGGUAAUGGGAAACCCAGGAACUUUGAAAAAAGGCCUGUUAGUCUCAGUCUUGUCUUAUUUGGGUUUUGAAACUUAUCAAGUCAUUUCUCAGGCUGCUGUGGUUCAUGCCACAGCCAAAGUUGAAGAAAUCCUUGAACAAGCAGACUACUUGUAUGAAAGUGGAGAAACAGAAAAACUUUAUCAGUUGCUAUCCCAGUACAAAGAAAGUGAUGAUGCAGAGUUACUGUGGCGUUUGGCACGGGCAUCACGUGAUGUAGCUCAACUUAGCAGAACCUCAGAAGAGGAGAAAAAACUACUGGUAUAUGAAGCCCUGGAGUACGCAAAAAGAGCACUAGAAAAAAAUGAGUCAAAUUUUGCAGCUCAUAAGUGGUAUGCAAUCUGCAUUAGUGAUGUUGGAGAUUAUGAAGGCAUCAAGGUUAAAAUUGCAAAUGCAUACGUUAUCAAGGAGCAUUUUGAGAAAGCAAUUGAACUGAACCCUAAAGAUGCCACUUCAAUUCACCUUAUGGGCAUAUGGUGCUAUACAUUUGCUGAAAUGCCUUGGUAUCAAAGAAGAAUUGCUAAAAUGCUGUUUGCAACUCCUCCUAGUUCCACCUAUGAGGAGGCCUUAGGCUACUUUCACAGGGCAGAACAAGUGGAUCCAAACUUCUACAGCAAAAACUUGCUUCUUUUAGGAAAGACAUACUUAAGACUUCACAACAAAAAGCUUGCUGCUUUCUGGCUAAUGAAAGCCAAGGAUUAUCCAGCACACACAGAGGAGGAUAAACAGAUACAGACUGAAGCUGCUCAGUUGCUUACAAGUUUCAGUGACAAGAAUUAAGAACCUUUCAGAGAAGAAAAUACAUGAAAUAGCUAAUAAUCACGGCCUUUUUAUUGAGUUAUAAAGAUAAUACAUGAACCAU